Molecule: messenger RNA, 7866 nt
Organism: Micromonas commoda
Lineage: Eukaryota; Viridiplantae; Chlorophyta; Mamiellophyceae; Mamiellales; Mamiellaceae
Exons: 1
Coding region: 1-7866 (2621 amino acids)
Biological process (GO): RNA export from nucleus
Molecular function (GO): structural constituent of nuclear pore
Source: RefSeq, a predicted model, not a curated record
AUGUCGACUCGCCACGGCGUCGCCGAGCCCGAGGUUGGCCAGCUGGUGUUCCAGGCGGUUGGCACCCUCGCGUUCGAUGACCUCGACGACUGCGCGGCGUUCCCGGCGCCCAAGGGGUACGCCAGGCACGUCGCGUGCUCGAGCAAGUACGGCGUCACGUGCUUCGCGGACGGCGGCGGCGUGCGCGUCAUCGAGACGACGGCGCUCGUAGCGCACGCGGCGUCGACGAAGGAAAAGAUGCCCCGCGAGCAGCUCUGCCCGCCCGACGCGUUCGCCACGAUCGCCAUCCCGGACGUCUCCUGCGUCGCCUUCUCGCCGUGCGAGACGAUACUCGCGGUAUGCGUCGGACCCCAGGUGCGCUUCCUCGAGACCCGCGCCCUCGUCGCGUGCGCGCGCGAGCCCACCGCGACGCCGACGCCCGAACCCUUCGCGAUGGCGUCCCUCGGCGCCGACGAAUCUUCCGAUCGGGUUCGAGAUUUCUUAUGGCAACCCGGCGGCGCCAGCGGCGGCCUGGCCUACCUCGCGCUCGCGGGCCCCGAAGAUUCCGACGAGGGCAAGCUCUUCGUGGGCACCGCCGGCGCGGACGACGGCGUGGACAUCGCCGACCGCGUCGUCGCCGUCGCGAUGGCGCCGCCCCCCGACGAAGAUCCCGACGUAUCCAUCCCGGUCGCCGCGUGGGCGACGGCGGCGGGUGACGUCGUCUACGCCAAGCUCAAGGACAGGGGCCUCGCCGCGGAGAUGCGAGGCGUCGCGAUCGGGAAGAUCGACGACGGCGACGGCGAGGCGGAGGUGGACGUGGAGGGACUCGCGUUUGGCCCGCGGCCCGGGCUCGCGCUCAUCGUCGCGGCGAGGGAAAGGGAGGAUCCGGACCGGCACCACGUCCUCGUGCUCGACGCCGGCACCCCGGAGGUUUCGAACUUUUGGGACGUCGUCUCCCCGCCGCCGGCGCCAUCGUGCACGCGGCUGGAGGGGACGUUCGACAUCGACGACGACGAGACGGCGGGGCUGCGCGGGCCUUACCUGCACGGGCUGACCGUGCGACAGUGGGGCGUGGCGCUCGCCUCGCACCGAAAGGCUUGGGAUAACCAGCUGUGCGCGCUGGAGGUGGCCGGGUCUGGCGCCGGCCCUCGGGCGCUGCAGAUCGACGACGACCGGUGCGUGCCCGCGAUUCCGCUCGCGGGCGCGGACGAGGACAGCAAUUUUGUCACCGGGCUGGCGGCGGAUCACGGCGGUCGCGGGGGCCGGAUGCCGCACCCGGCGGACAAGUCUCGACCGCCGCUGCCGCAGGGGCCGACCGUGCUGGUCGCGACGGCGGAUCACAGGGUCACGGUGAUGCGCGUGGGGCACCUGGACGAUGCUUUAGGUGGGAGGUACGCGGACGAGGUACGCGUCAGUGAGGCGCGGUUGGACGUCGUCGACGUUCCCUCGGGGGCGGUUUUAGCGGCGGAGGCGGCUGGGAGCGCCGCGUCGUCGCCGGCCAAGGCUGCGGCGUCGCAGGCGACGUCCGCCGUCCCCUCGCCGGUCAAGGCUGCGGACCAGGCGCCCAAGGCUGGAGGGUUCAGCGCGGCGUUCCUCGCCAAGGCCAACGCCGGAUACGACGCGGCGCAGAAGGCUCUCCAGGAGGACCUCGACAAGGCUGCGGGGAAGGCUUCGGCGGAUGAGCCGGCGGCGCCCAAGGCGGGUGCGGCGGGGGCAUCGUUCGGCUUUGGCGCGGCUCCCGCGUCGUCGUCGUCGGCGGCGGCGGGGGCAUCGUUCGGCUUUGGCGCAACGGGGAGCGCUCCGUCGUUUUCGUUUGGAGCGCCUGCGCCUGCGCCUGCGUCGUUGUCCUCGGCGGGGUUCAGCUUUGGCGGCGGGACGGCGACUUCAUCCGCCGCGAGCUCGGCGGGUGGUUUUUCGUUUGGCGGAACUCCCGCGUUCGGAGCAUCAUCCGCGGCUGCGCCCGCCGCCUCGGCUGCGCCCGCGUCGCCGUUUGGAUCCACCACCACCGCCGCCUCGUCCACGUUCAGCUUUGGGGGCGCAGCCGCGGGUAGCGCCCCGGCGUUUAGCUUCCCGAGCGCGGCGGCGACGUCCGCAGCGGCAACCGCCGAGGAGAAGAAGGAGGUGGUCAAGAAGGAGGAGCCCGAGCCCGCGGCACCCAAAGCUGGCGGGUUCAGCGCGGCGUUCCUCGCCAAGGCCAACGCCGGAUACGCCGCGGCUCAAAAGUCACUUCAGGAGGACCUCGACAAGGCUGCGGGGAAGGCUUCGGCGGAUGAGCCGGCGGCGCCCAAGGCGGGCGCGGCGGGGGCGUUCAGCUUCGGCGCGGGUUCCGCGUCGUCGUCGGCGGCAUCUUUCGGCUUUGGCGCGGCGGCUCCCGCGUCAUCGGCCGCGACGGGGGGAUUCAACUUCGCGCCGUCAGCCUCGCCCGCGGCAUCCUCGGCCGCUUUCUCCUUUGGCGGUGCCGCGGAUGUCUCCACGCCGACGGCGUUCAAGUCGGCUCCGAAGCUCGCCUUCACGCCGAUUGUCGGAGCCGCCGACGAGAAAAAGGCGGCGAAACCCGACGAGGUUGAGGCGCCCAAGCCCGCUCCCGCGGCGGUGCCUUUCGCCGCGCCGCCCGCGUGGGGCUCGUCAUCGGCGACGACGACAAAGGAGGCGCCCAAGCCCGCUCCCGCGGCGGUGCCUUUCGCCGCGCCGCCCGCGUGGGGCUCGUCAUCGGCGACGACGACAAAGGAGGCGCCCAAGCCCGCUCCCGCGGCUGGCGGGUUCAGCUUUGGGACCCCCGCGGCGGCGGCGAUCAGCCCGGCGCCGGCGACCCCGCGCCCCGCGGCGCCGCCCUCCACGCCGGUCGCCACCCCCGCGCCUCCCGCCACCGCCGACCACGUGGAGUUUGGCCUGCGACUGCUCGAGUCCCUGAAGGAUGGCUCGUUGGACCUCGCCUCCGCGCAGAAGCAGCUCAAGGACCUGAUGGUCUCGGGGACGCCGCCGCCCGCCGCCGCGUCGCCCCGGCCGUCGCCGUCGCCGUCGCCGGCCGGGCCCGGGCCCAAGGGGUUCACGCCCGUGAAGAUCACCGAAUCCGCCGCCGUCGUCGGCUCCCCCACGCCCGGGUGGGGAAAGAAGAUCGAGUCGCUGCGAGCCGCAUUUGGCGCGACGCCCCCCGGCUUAAACGCGGGGGGCGAUCCCGGCGAGGCGGGUUUCAAGGCUAUCAUGGAGGACAUAGCCGCCGCGAUGGAGGAGGCGACGGCGAUGCUCGACGACGUCACGGGGCUCGUCGAGGCUGUGGAGGGCGGCGGCGGCCAAAGCGGCGGCGCGCCGUUCGCGGCGAGCGACAUCGACGACAUCGGCGCUCAGGCGGCGGAGCUCGGUCGGGGCGUCGCGGCGGCGGCGGCGGCGACGAGCUCGCUUCGCCCCGCCGCCGCGAACGUCUGGGCGGAGAACACGCGCGACGAGGCGAUGCGAUCGGAGCUCGAGUCGCUGUUCGAGCGAGCCGCGGAGGACGCGGAGGCUGCGAAGGAGGAUGCCGAGGAGGAGAGGGCGGAGGCGAAGGAGCGGGAACGAGCGGCGCGGGAGGCGGGGGGCGUCGACCGAGUCCGGCACCGAGUCGGGCCGAGGGCCGCGGAGAUCGCGUCAGCCCGGCCGCUGCCCCCCGCGCUCGACCGGCUCAGGCGCGGCAUCGACCGCGACAUGUCCCGGCUCACCGACGCGAUGGCCAGGCUGGAGUCUGCGGUUGAACGGAAGGAGCGAGAGCGCCGGCGAGCCAAGCUCCUCGAGCGGGGCGCCCAAGCGGCGGCGUCGACAUCCAAGUCGGCCGCGCUGAUUCCGUGGGGCCCCACGUCGCCCUACGGCGGACGCAAGGGCAUAGCGCUGCACUCCGCGUCGAUGCCCCGCGCGGGGGCGGUGCCGUCCUCGCUCAUACGCGCGGGCGGUUACGGGUCCGCCGCGGCUGGCGUAAGCCGCUUGAGCCUCGGAUCGGGCUUUGGCGGCAUCCGCGGCGCCGCGAGGGGCAACUUAAAGUCAGCGGCGGGCGCGGUUCCCGUCCCGGAUGCCGGCGCCGGGGUCGGCCGGGGGGUAACGGACGCGGUCGCGCCCGCGGAGCGCGAGGAGGCGGUGCGCGAGCUACGCAAACGACGCGAGAUGAUCGACUCGCAGACCAAACGACUGGAGGAGGUUUUGGCGAAAAUUCGCGCCGGCGAGGCAAAGGAAAACAACCUGGCGAAGAACAGCCCGAAGCCGUCGACGCCCCCCGCGAAGCCCUCGCAGCAGCAACAACACCGAGUCACCGGCGUCGGGGAGUCGCCUCCCGCGUCCCUCGCGGCGUUCUCGCCCAUCAGCAGGUUCGCGUUUGACUCGCCAGCCGUCGGCGGAAUUUCAAAUUCAAACCCGGCGGAAAACUCGGAGCCCGCCGCGUCGAGGAAGCCCAAGUCGCCGCCCGGCGGUCGCAAGCUGACGGCUCCCUCGGAGGAGAGCGACCCGGCCGAGGAGAGCGCGGUGGUUCGCGCGGUGCUCUCGAAGAUAUCCGCGCCGCGGGUCACGAGCACGGCGAAAAAGGAGAGACCACCCGCGGGGACGGGCUUCGGCUCCGCUUCCUUUGCCUCCGCCGCGCCGCCGCCGCCGAGUUUCGGCGCGGCGGCGGCCCCCGCGGUCACCGGCGUCAAGCCUGCCGCACCCCCGCCCCUGUUCGGAGCCGCGCCCGCGCCCGCCGCGGGGUCGACCGCGGCUCCCGCGUUCGGCGCGGCUCCGGCGUUCGGCGCGGCUCCGGCGGCGGGUGUCGGCGGCGGGGGAGCCGCGGCUGGUGCGUUUAGCUUCGGCGCGGCUCCCGCGAUCGCGCCCUCCGAGAAGAGGGAGGAGGCCAAGAAGGAUGAGCCCGAGCCCGCGGCGCCCAAGGCUGGCGGGUUCAACGCGGCGUUCCUCGCCAAGGCCAACGCCGGAUACAACGCGGCGCAGAAGGCUCUCCAAGAGGACCUUGACAAGGCGGCGGGGAAGGCUUCGGCGGAUGAGCCGGCGGCGCCCAAGGCGGGCGCGGCGGGGGCGUUCAGCUUCGGCGCGGCUCCCGCGUCGUCGUCGUCGGCGGCGGGGGCAUCGUUCGACUUUGGCGCGGCUCCCGCGUCGUCGUCGUCGGCGGCGGCUGGGGCAUCGUUCGGCUUUGGCGCGACGGGGAGCGCUCCGUCGUUUUCGUUUGGAGCGCCCGCGUCGUCGUCGGCGUCCUCGGCGGCGGCAAGUGACGCGCCCUCCUUUGGCCUCGGAGCGAAGACCGAGUCCAAACCCGCGACUUCGACGUUCAGUUUCUCGAGCUCAGGUAGCUCAGCUGGGUUCAGCUUCGGCGGAUCUGGCGCCUCGGCGACGUCAGAAAGCAAGCCCACUGCGGGUGGGUUCAGCUUUGCGCCUCCAGCGAUCACGACUGGCAAGCCCGCCGAGGAGAAGAAGGAGGAGGUCAAGAAGGAGGAGGAGGAUCCCAAGAAGGAGGGGGAGCCCAAGAAGGAUGAGCCUAAGCCUGCGGCGCCCAAAGCUGGCGGGUUCAGCGCGGCGUUCCUCGCCAAGGCCAACGCCGGAUACGCCGCGGCUCAAAAGUCACUUCAGGAGGACCUUGACAAGGCUGCGGGGAAGUCUUCGGCGGAUGAGCCGGCGGCGCCCAAGGCGGGCGCGGCGGGGGCGUUCAGCUUCGGCGCGGCUCCCGCAGCGUCGUUCGGCUUCGGAACCGCAUCUACGACUGAGACAAAGAAGACUGAUUCUUCUUCCGCGGCGUCCUCUGGAGGCUUCAGCUUUGGCGGCGCGACCUCUUCCACCUUGAGCACCACAACCGGAUUUUCCUUUGGCGCGACUGCCUCCUCCACCGAGAAGAAGGAGGACGGGAAAGAGGAAGAGAAGAAAGAGGAAGAGAAGAAAGAGGAAGAGAAGAAAGAGGAAGAGGAGGAGAAGAAAAAGGUGGAUGUCAAACCUCUCUUUGGAUCCACCACCACCGCCGCCUCGUCCACGUUCAGCUUUGGGGGCGCAGCCGCGGGUAGCGCCCCGGCGUUUAGCUUCCCGAGCGCGGCGGCGACGUCCGCAGCGGCAACCGCCGAGGAGAAGAAGGAGGAGGUCAAGAAGGAGGAGGUGGUCAAGAAGGAGGAGGAGCCCAAGAAGGAGGAGCCUAAGCCUGCGGCGCCCAAAGCUGGCGGGUUCAGCGCGGCGUUCCUCGCCAAGGCCAACGCCGGAUACGCCGCGGCUCAAAAGUCACUUCAGGAGGACCUCGACAAGGCCGGGGGGAAAUCCCCAGCCGCAGCAGGCGCAUCCCCAGCGGCACCUGCGCCAGCCUUCGGCCUCGGCGCGGCCGCCUCCUCCUCUUCGUCGUUUGGAUUCGGCUCCUCCUCGGUGUCGACCGCCUCGACCCCCUCCGCCUCGACAGCCUUCGCGGCGGGGUCGACCUCGGCGUUUGGCUCAACCUCCGCCGGCGCCUUCGGGGGGAGCGGAUCGUCGGUGUUCGGGUCCUCCACGCCGGCCGGCGGUUCGAUCGCCGCGUUCGGAGCGACAUCAUCGACGUCCAGCGGAUUUGCCGCCGCCGCGACAUCAUCGACGUCCAGCGGAUUUGCCGCCGCCGCGACAUCAUCGACGUCCAGCGGAUUUGCCGCCGCCGCGACAUCAUCGGCGUCCACGGGUUUUGCCGCCGCCGCGACCUCGGCGUCGCCGUUUGGCGCCGUCGCCGCCGGCGGCACCUUCGGCAAGCCCGCGACGAUCGGGACGGGUGCUCCCGCCGCGUCCGCCUUUGGCUCCGCGACGGGCGCGUUCGGCGGAGCCGCCAAGCCCGCGUCCGGGAACCCCGGAGCCGGCGCUUCGCCGUUUGGCCAAUCCCCCGGAACGCCUCGCUCGCCCUCGUCGCCGUCUUCGCCGUUUGGACAGGCGUCGACCGGCGGCGCGUUCGGAGGCGGAGGCGGCGCGGCCGGCGGCGGCGGCGCGGCGGGCGUGGCGUCCGGGUUUGGCAGCGCCUUUGGCGGUCUCGGCGGGGGUUCGCCUGCUUCGUCCGCCGCGGGGGGAGGGAACGUUUUCGGGAAGGGUCUCAGCUUUGGGUCCCAGCCGUCGACGCCCACGACGCCGUCGUCGCCGUUUGGGCAGGCGUCGACUGGAGGUGCGUUUGGGCAGGCGUCGACUGGAGGCGCGUUCGGGCAGGCGUCGACUGGAGGUGCCUUUGGACAGGCAUCAUCGACUGGCAGUGCCUUUGGACAGGCGUCGACCGGAGGCGCGUUUGGACAGGCGUCGACUGGCGGCGCGUUCGGCGCUCCAUCGACUGGCGGUGCCUUUGGGCAGCCAUCGACUGGCGGCGCGUUCGGAGCUCCCGCGGCGGGGUCGGCGUUUGGCGCGGCGUCUUCCGCUUUCGGGAAACCCUCGGGUCUGGGCGCCAACGCGGCGGCUCCCUUUGGCGCGGGUGCCGUCGCGAGCGGCGGCUUUGGCGCUGCAUCUUCGGGUUUCGGCAAACCUUCGGGUCUGGGCGCCAACGCGACGGCUCCCUUUGGCGCGGGUGCCGCGGCGGGCGGCGGUUUUGGCGCGGCGGCUGCGUUUGGCUCUGGCGCGGCGGCGCAGCAGACGAGCCCCGGCGGCUCCGGCUUUGGCGCGUUCGCGUCGCAGGGUUCCGGCUUUGGCGCGGCUGCCAAGAUGGGCGGCGGCUUCGGUGCGGCGGCGACGGGCGGCGGGUCGAGUCCUUUCGGUGCGGCUGCGGCGGGCGGGGGCUCGAGCCCUUUCGGCGCGGCUGCGGCGGGCGGGGGCGCGAGUCCUUUCGGCGCGGCUGCGGCGGGGGGCGGUUUCGGCCAGGCGCCGGGGGGGUUCGGGCAGCAGUCGCAGCAGGGCGCGUUCGGGCAGCAGUCGCAGCAGGGCGCGUUUGGGCAGCAGAAGACCUCUCCGGCGUUCACCCAGAUGCGUAGGUAG